CGGCGUGCCAUCGGGCCGCUCUGCACCUCAAAGGACGAUGAGCCACGGGCCGCUCGCAUCGUCAUGCCCUCAUCACUGCAGAGCCCGCUCGGUCUCCCGCUCGACGCCAUGAACGGCCUCGCGCUGUACAAUUCGAGCUUCGGCGGCAUCUUCAACAACUCGAUUGCCGGCAAUGCGCUGCAGUACAACUACUGCAAGGCGCACGGUGUAGAAGCCUCGAGCUAUCGGCUGCCUCAACAGGCGCAGGAGCAAGGCGCAAAGCUGGUGGGCCUCAUCUACGUCCAGCGGCAUCAGAAGCGGACGCCAGACAACCUCGUUCCUGGUCGCGAGCGCGACUUAAAUCCGGCGGCUGGCUGGGAGUGCAGCGACAUUGACUAUCUCAGCUUCGCCUCGCAGCCACAGCGCAAUGCCUCGCGAGCCGCAGCUCACAUCAACGCCGAGACUGUCAUCGAGUCCUGGCACCCCUUCGCGCGCAGCAUCUGGCCGGGCUCGUGUGAUCAAGGAACGCUGACGCGGGGAGGACAUGACGAUGCUGUCGACCACGGCCGUGCACUAUGGUCCGUCUACGGUCCAAAAGGGCCCGCAGCCUUACUCUCGGAGCCAACCGAAGAUGAGAUCUACAUUCGCACGUCACCCGCGCCCCGCACAUACCAGGUGUCGGGCGGGCUACUGACCGGCAUGGGCAGGAACGAGAGCCAUGGAAGCUUUGCGGUGCACUCUCAGCCAAGCACGAUUGACAACAUUGUGCCGAGCUACUCCUGCUCGUACGCCAGUCAGCUUCGCACACAAAUCGAGCAAGAGCAAGCAUGGCGCGACCACCUGGACAGCAUUCAGCCGCAGUUCAACACCAUCAAUCAGGCACUCGGCACAGGCAACAUCUCGUCGUGGAAUACCUGGAUCGACCAUGCCUUCGACUUCCUAGCGUCUCGGCAGUGUCAUGGCCACGAACUGCCGGCAGGCAUCACGCAAGAGACGGCCGACGCCAUGUAUGAGGCAGGCACGUUCGAGUACAACUACAUCUGGAAUGUGUCACCUCGCGCCGACGAUUAUGUCAAGUACAGCUUCGGAGCCUUCGCGCUCGAGCUGGCACGAGCGCUUCAGAAGAUCGAAGCGGGUAGCGCCAAGCGCGCGCAGCUCUUCAUCGGCCAUGAUGGCACGAUGGUUCGGCUGCUCAAGACGCUGGCGCAGAGCGGCACGAUCCGCUGGCCGGCGCUGGGCUCCGAGGUCGUUGUGGAGGUCUGGCGGACCAUGGAUGCCCAGCACUUUGUCCGCAUGCUGGCCUACGGGCAGGAGAUGGUCACGCUGGCCUCUGGACUGCUGCGCGAGGAUCAGACGAGCCCGAGCGUGCUGGACUGGACGCCGCUCGUGCGCGUUGUCGAGUACCUGUACGGCCGCGUGCCAGACGACCUCGUCGAGCGCUGCAUCUCAUGAGGGGUUAGUGAAUGGAUUGAGAGGCUCGCCCACCAGUGCGCGAGACAUUAGGGGAGUCGGGGAUGGAGAAGGAGAGAAGAAGGGAGGCGGCUCAAAGCUCCCGAGGGAGCUCAGCUGACAAAGACGGGCGCCGGGAUAUCGUCGUCCGUCGCGCCCUCGACGAGCGCCUCGGGCUUGAGGCUGAGGCGGUUCGACUUGGACUUGCUCGACCAGACGGAGCUCGCCGAUGAGCGGCGGCGCAGCGAAGAGCCGAUGGCCGAGAGAGAGGG
This is a messenger RNA of Tilletiopsis washingtonensis, 1700 nucleotides long. RefSeq names its product phosphoglycerate mutase-like protein. Gene Ontology annotation, molecular function: phosphatase activity. The transcript has 10 exons. The record is from RefSeq and is a predicted model, not a curated record. Gene Ontology annotation, biological process: dephosphorylation. Bases 64 to 1431 code for a protein of 455 amino acids. NCBI's taxonomy places the organism in Eukaryota, Fungi, Basidiomycota, Exobasidiomycetes, Entylomatales.